AUGGAUAAUAGUAAAUCGCAUUUCAGAAGUCUCAUUGAAAAUGUUCUUUAUUUUGGAGAAUUCAACGAGAUGCGUAAAAAGUGGAAAGCUUUUAUAUCCAGACUUGAAGAUUUAGCACCAAAUGCGUAUGACAGAAGAGAUAAUGUUUUUUGCUACAUGGUAUCAUCUACUAGAUCAAAAAAGAGUUUUGUUAAAAUGGCCCAAGGUACAAGGCCAAUUCUCUCUAAAGAAAUAUACGACUUGAUGGAAAAUUUCAUCGACUAUAUGAAAAAUUUACCAGGUCAGGAAGGGGAAAAUUAUAAAGUGAUUUAUAAGGAUUUCAAAGCUCCUCAACUUAUAAAGCGAUUGCUAAUGAAACGACCACUUGUAUUUUGCAAUAAUGAUGAUUACAACGUUCUACGAAUAAAUCAGCCGAAAAUUCAAUCAGGAAAGGUGAAAUGGGAUAAGAUUGCAAAAAACCUAGAUAAAUAUGACGAGAAUUCACCUUACCUCCGUGAAUACAUUUCGUAUGAUGAAAUUUUAUUAUCAGCACUUGUCUCAAUUUCAACUCCCACAUAUUUUGUUUCUGACGGAUCUGUGAAAAAACAUGAUGCGAUAUCUGAAAAUCCCUUCUUGCCUAAAGGAAUUCUUUGUGGUCUUGUUGGAGCGAGAUUAAGGAAAAAGGCAUACAUGGAACAUAGAUUUGUCUUUCCACGAGAUUCAGAAGAUGAUUCUUUUUUCAGUGUUCAUCACACAGAUGCUUUUUGGAUUGGAAAUGUUUAUCCAGAAGCAUUUCCUGAAGGAAGAAUUCCAACGCUUGAAGAAAUUGCUGAAAAAAUGGAAAUCUACGAUGAUAUAUAUGAAGAGCAAAUAAACGUCAAGUAUUUGAAAAAGCGUUUGUCAUUUUCGGUCAUCCCUUUAAUUGAGGAAGGAGUGGCUCGUGGUAUUGAAUAUAAAAAUAAAGUUGUUGUCAGUGUGCCACCAAUUGGAGCGGGAGUAUGGAAGGGAACAGUUCCUGAAGCAACGAUUUGUAAUCUCAUUGUUACUGCAGUAUUAGAUUAUCUCGAUAGCACAUUCGAUCCCAAGAAACUUGAAUAUCUGUGCGCGAUUUAUUUACCAGUUGUUGAUAUGAAAAUUUAUUCUUGUUACUCGAACAAAAAUCAAAUUUCUUCAAUAGAAGUUAAUCGAAAAGAUUCUUCAAUUAAAAUCAAGUUCAAAGGAGUAACAGACAAACAAUUAACAAUAUUCAACCAAUUUCGGUAUGUCGCUCAAUUACUUCCUGAAGAAUUCAAGUCGUGUUUGAUUGUUGCUGCAUAUGCAUGGGAUGGGAAUUCUUAUCCUGGAAACGAAUAUUGGAUAGACUAUCUGACAUCAUUUGAUCCUCAAGCAAUACUUUGUUCAAAUCUCGGUCAGUUCCAGAAUCCAGAAGUUAAUACAAAAUUAGCAGAUGCACAUAGAAUUAAAACUUAUUAG
Molecule: messenger RNA, 1452 nt
Organism: Clunio marinus
Lineage: Eukaryota; Metazoa; Arthropoda; Insecta; Diptera; Chironomidae
Source: the annotation of a GenBank genome assembly